ACGACCCAAGAAAGCAUGGUGCCGCUGGUCACAUUGUCCUCCUUUCCUAGAGGGCCACAUCUGUUCACUUUGUCAGUCCCCACUGCCCAAGGCUGGAGCCAGAGGGGCAACCCUGUGCUGAAGUUUGUGCGGAAUGUGCCCUGGGAAUUUGGUGACGUGCUUCCCGACUAUGUGCUGGGCCAGAGCACCUGUGCCCUGUUCCUCAGCCUCCGCUACCACAAUCUCCACCCGGACUACCUCCACGAGCGGCUGCAGAGCCUGGGGAAGAGUUUUGCGCUGCGGGUCCUGCUGGUCCAGGUGGACGUGAAAGAUCCUCAGCAGGCCCUCAAGGAGCUGGCUAAGAUGUGCAUCCUGGCCUACUGCACCCUGGUCCUCGCCUGGAGCCCCGAGGAGGCUGGGCGGUACCUGGAGACUUACAAAGCCUAUGAGCAGAAGCCGGCCAACCUCCUGAUGGAGAAGCUGGAGCAGGACUUCGUCUCCCGGGUGACUGAAUGCCUGACCACCGUGAAGUCAGUCAAUAAAACAGACAGCCAGACCCUCCUGACAACUUUUGGGUCUCUGGAACAGCUCAUGAUCGCAUCGAGGGAAGAUCUGGCUUUGUGUCCAGGCCUGGGGCCCCAGAAGGCCUGGAGGCUGUUUGAUGUCCUACACGAGCCCUUCUUGAAAGUGCCCCGAUGACCCCAGCUGUGAAGGAGGAGGCCCUCAGUGUAACAAUAAAGCAUUUUUCCUGACCC
Molecule: messenger RNA, 734 nt
Organism: Canis lupus familiaris (dog)
Lineage: Eukaryota; Metazoa; Chordata; Mammalia; Carnivora; Canidae
Product: DNA excision repair protein ERCC-1-like
Exons: 1
Coding region: 16-678 (220 amino acids)
Biological process (GO): meiotic mismatch repair; mitotic recombination; nucleotide-excision repair
Cellular component (GO): nucleotide-excision repair factor 1 complex; nucleus; ERCC4-ERCC1 complex
Molecular function (GO): single-stranded DNA binding; damaged DNA binding
Source: RefSeq, a predicted model, not a curated record